GUCACACGUUACAGCUAAAAUGGCGACCUCCAGCGACAAGUCGCCGUUGUUGGUGAAUAUUGAAGACGAUUCUGUUGAAGUUCUCACUCCAAACACUCAAGCAAGACAUCCUUCUGUUAGAUCGGAAAUUGGUGAAGAAAGAAAGGAUACAGAAAAUGACAGAGCACAAGAAUCAGAUGAUAUUGUCGCGAUUUUUGUCGUGGCUUUUGACACCCGAUCGGGUAAUAUAGUGGAGUGGUGUCUGCCCAAUGAUAUCAAUCUUGAUGGAGUGGAGUUUAAAGCUAUGGCAAGUGGGUCACAUACCGUCCUCACAGAUUUCAUCUACUUCAGGAAAGACAGGUACUAUGGUCUGAGCUGUUUUGAGAACAUGCACGUUGAGAGUGCAGCUGAGAGGGGAGCAAGAAUGAAAUCUGUUGGCGUCCUAUCAACAUCCUACACUAUGCUACACAGACAUAUGAAAUUCUUAGAACACCAAGUCAGACAUCUCUUGCAUUCCCCAGGAAGGUAUGAGGAUCUGGAAGCAUUCUUCAGUGAUCACAAAGCUUCCUUGCCUCUCUCCAGAGACUCAUCAUGGGAAGGUAUAGCUUCGGUCUUACAUAGUUCUUCAAGUCCUCUUCAUCAAAAUGCAUCAACAGUAGUCAAUUCUUCUCAACUAACUCCUCCUAGCUCAGACGAACACCAUCCACAUAUGAAGAUCACACACCCUGCUGGAUGCUUCAGUCAAUUUCUUAGUUUCUUUGGAGAGCAAAUCUUUACGUUGUGGAAAUUUAUCUUAUUAAGAAAGAGAGUUCUCUUCUUUUCACCACCGCCUAUAGGCGUUGUUUGUUAUAAAGUAUAUUGUGCAAGUCUGAUGAGCCACCAUGAUGUUAUCCUCAAUUCAGCUAUUGAACAGAAGCCAUACUUUUAUGUUAAUAUUGCGGAUAUUGACACCUUGGAAUCAGAAAUGUCCUACAUUGCUUGCACGACAGAGAAGAUCUUCCAGGAGAAGCAGAGCUUGUACGACGUCUACGUCGACAACCAAAACGUGACGACCCAUGCAGCCAACCUGAAGGACCUCCUCAGGCCCAAUGAGGUGGACAAGGAGAAGUUCAUGAGGCUCAACAACCAGAGGGCGACAGCAGUCUUCAAUGCUAGGGAACAGGGUGUAGAACCCAGCUCAGAAGAGGAUGAUGAGAUCUUUGCCAAUUUCUUCCUUGAACAAAACAACCACAUCUUCCAGACGUUACAUGAGAUUUCAAGCACGGAAGACAAGUCUCUUACCAAUGACCACAUGAAGGCCAUGGGGCUGGAUCCCAUCGGUGACCGCGCUUUCAUUGUUGACCUCCUGGAACUCUACGGCAUUGAUGUCAUUCUUAUGAUCGAUGCCCCUUGCUGUCCCGUCUGAAGGGGUGACCUGUUUGCUGUACCAGAGUGGGUUCUUCUAAUCGUAUCACAAAUGAGGUUUUAACAUGCUGUAAAUGCUACCUUUUUCAUGAUUAUUGAUUUUCAUGCUGGCAUGUUCACAGUUCCUUUAAUUUUACUCCACAUGUUUGCUAACAGUUUUUUUUUCAAUGUAAAAAGGGGUAAGAUUUCCUUUGAUUAGAACUAUAAUAAUAAUAGUAGUCAUAUUUAUAUAGAGCUUUUUGCCAUAGGAUACAAAGUGCAACUAUUGCUAUCCCCCCUUUAGCUCAAGCUAGAGCUUUAUCAACAACGCUCACUGCAUUGAAGGUAUAAUUUCACCUCAUCUGGGUCUUUACAUAGAAAAUAAUUUCCUGUCUGAGAGAUAUGACUGGAUUAGUAAAAUGAUUAUGGUAAUAAACCAAUGCCAUGUACUAUUUAAUCAUUUUGAUAAAGAAUGCUCAUUACAAUUAGGUAAGUCUUUGCAGAGCUUCCUCACGAGGUGCUUGAGCAUUUUGAAUUAUUUUCUUCUACAAGAUGCCAUACUCCACUUGGGUAGAGAGCAGCAAAUGCAGGUUAUUGAUAUGCUCAAGGACAUUAGCCGAAGGUGCACUCAUUCGUUAUUCUAUAUGUUAGAAUACAAAAGAGAAAUCCUGUAAGUGGAUAUAUUGAAAUCAGUGCUCAUUUCCAAAGAGAUUUCAUAAAUGACUCUUUAUUGGUGUAACCAUUGUAGGGUAUCUGGUCACCUUUUUUGUGAAAAUGAAAUGAUACAACACAAACCUCCAUGGAAGGAAGUAGGAACUGACCUUGAUAGGCAAUUAGUAUAGAUGUUUAUAUUUCAGAGAUUGGGUUUAUACUUGUAACUAUCCUAUAAAUUCUGAUGUUAUUUUAGAUUUUGACAAAUUGCCAUUGCUCAUAUCAUGCAAACUGUAUUGAAUACAUGAGAAAACUUGAUGUAUUGCUUGUGGUUGAAACAGGGUUGGGGUAGUCUUAUCAUGAUUGUUGCACUUUUUAGUGCUUUUGAGAAAUAAAGAAAGCAAGAUUAAUUUGUGAUAUAUUAACUGAAAUAAGAAAGGGACAAUUACCCAGGUUAUUAUUCAUUUUAACAUUAAAAAUUAAUUUUGAGCAGUGUGUGUCAGUGCAAUGAAUGUAUUCAAACUAUUCAAAUGAAUUUAAACAUUUUGAUUUACAUAUUGGCAAUUUCCCUGUUCUCUGAAGGUAUAAAAAUCGGAAAAAAAAAUCUAUUUCACUUAUUUAUUUGCUUAUUUUCAAAUAUGUUUGUGCAAUAUUGUUGUUUAGAACAAAUGUUUUUUCUUAUGCUUUUUAUGCAAUGGGAUCUUUCGUUUUGUGACCAGUUGGUUUCUUAUAAUUACGUUACAUGCAUUCCUCAUAUUGGACCUUCAAAAUAAAGAAAUAGUACUAAAAGGGUCCAUAAUUAUGAUCUUGUUAUUCCCUUCUGAAAUCUUUAUGAAUUAUGAGUGCCACAAGAUGUAAAAUUUUGCAUAAGUAUUAAAGUAUACUUGUGUACAGCAACGUUUUAUAUAAUACUUUGGAACCUUGGUAUUAGAGUCAAUUGGCUUGAAAUCAACACAUAUGGUGUUAUAGUUAAUCAUUGUCAAAUAAUUCCUUCCCAUUCCAUUAGCUGAAGUUGAAUGACUUAAAAGGUUCAACAUGUGUAAAUAAGCUUCAACAUGUGUAAAUGUAGAUGCAGUCAUAUAAGAUUAAUCAUAAUGAAUAGUUGUAAAGCCAAAGCCUGAAUCCACUUAUGCUAAAUGCUCAAGGAAGUGAGGAUCCAGUAUUUUGCUAGGUUGCCGGGUAUAAAUUGUUCUUCUGACCAACAAUUUUUCCCUCCAAAAAUUAUUUUUGGAUUUCUCAAGGUAAACCAAGUUUUGAAGAGAGCAGAUCACUACCCCACCCCACUUCCAUUCUUCAAGCUAUCGAUCCACUGGCAUAUGCAUUUUUUUUUAAGAUUAGAUUUUUUACUUGAUGUAUUGACUUGACCAGGAUGAUUGAAUUACUCAAUUAUUCAAGCAAUUGGUUUACUGUAUGUAUCAUUCUACAAUGUAAUGUUAAUAAAAUCUUUAUAUGACAUUCAGCUUCUUAAUUGAUUUUUUUUUCUUUUUUUUAAAACUGUUUUAACAUUCCUGUUGAGUCAGUCCCUCAGAUGUUGCAUAAACUAUAUUUCAUGUAGCUCUUGAUAUAUGAACAUUGUUUAUUUUUCCGCUGUUCUAAAACAUUCUUUAAAAAAUAUAUUUUUAUUACAAUUUUCUGAUCAGCUCUUUUGUGAAAGAUCUCUGAAUGGUUAAGUACAGACCUUUUUUCCAAAUGAACUCUUUUGGGUAUGAAUUGUUUGGUUAAUGAAUUGGUAGGUACGCAACAGUAAUUUUCAUUUUUCUGGUGCAAGUCUUUGUAAAAAGCAUAUUAAAGCACAUUUAUUCCGCAGUUGUAUUUACUACACUCUUGCUACCUCAAAGUAAAAAAAAAAGAUAUGAUAAUACAAAUAGGUGAGGGUUUCUUUCCCAUUCAGUCUUGUAAUAAAAAGGAUAUUUAUUUGCAAGUGUUCAUUCUUGCUGUUGGUUUAAUUUUGAUAAGAGAUUUUGUUAUCAAAGAAUCCGAUCAAGCCAGAGUAUGCAGUCAUGUGUCUGCUUCGAUAAAAUCGGAGGUGUUUUUAUACUCCAAUUUGAAGGUGAAGUUCACCCCAGAAAAAUAUUGAUUUGAAUAAAUAGAGAAAAUCAAACUAGCAUAAUGCUGAAAAUUUCAUCAAAAUCAGAUGUAAAAUAAGAAAGUGAUGACAUUUAAUGUUUAUUUUUUUUUCACAAGACAGUGAUACGCACAACUCGGUGACAAUGCUUGUUGGAUUUUUCUCUUUUUAUUGAAAUCGACUUUUUAUUGGGGUGGACUUGUCCUUUAAGUGUGAUACAUUUUGUGACUCAGACAUGCAAUUCAUAUUAGGAUAGUAAAUGUAUACUUAUCAAUAAUACCUUAAUAUUAUCAAUAAUGUUAUGAUACUGGUAGUCGAUUACUUGAACAGUGUUGUCAAAACCCAGUCAGGCUAUAUAGAUAUAUUUUAAUAUGAUUUUACUCUUGUUUUUAAUCAUGUGUGGUGCUUCAGAUUGACAUACGCAGUUCUCCAGAUUGACAAAGCUGUUCUCCUACAAGAUGGAAAAAUUUUGGAAAGUUUAGCCAUUAAUGGGGAUUGAAAUGAGCGAGAACCUUAUUAAGCAUGCAAGAGCAUGUUCCAGUCAUGCGCAUAGCUACGCAAAGCUUUAUGAAACAGCACCAAGUAUUAGUAGGCUUUUGUGGAUAAAAGAAAUACAUGUACAUGUAUUAUCUUUGAUAUUCACUUUAUAUGUUUCACAUGUGGCAUUGAUAUAUUUUGCAGUUAUGUGGUCUCAGUACUCCGAUAUGCUCAACUCUUUUCAUGUGUUUUUUUUUAAAUCAAACUUGCUACUUAAUUCCAUUGUGUUCAUAUCCAUGCAAGUGUAAAUAUCAAAUUUUGAUGAUUGUAUUUCAGUGAUAUGCACAAAGUCAUGGCAGUUCAGUUUUCUAAGAUGUGAAAUGAAGGUGUACAUUUAUAUAUAGAGUAUAUUUGGUUCAAGGGAUUUGUAGUUAUAUUUUUUUUUCAUUUGGAAGAGGUGGACACUGAAUAUUAAUAUUGUAUCAUAGUGCAAUAGAUCUGUAUUGGAUACCAUGCUUUAUGUCAUAAAACAUUUUAUUAAAUGACUUGACAGAACCAAG
Lytechinus variegatus (green sea urchin) is the source of this 5115-nucleotide messenger RNA. Its product is annotated as DENN domain-containing protein 11-like. The transcript has 8 exons. Gene Ontology annotation, cellular component: cytoplasm. The record is from RefSeq and is a predicted model, not a curated record. The coding region runs from base 20 to 1384 and encodes 454 amino acids. Lineage: Eukaryota; Metazoa; Echinodermata; Echinoidea; Temnopleuroida; Toxopneustidae.